UCUGAAGGGGAAGCUCGCCCUGCUCCUUCCCCUCAGCACCUCUCUCUGCCUGCUCCCCGCUCGCAGGGCGGGGGCUCCGGCGGGGCCUGCGGCUCCGCCCGCCCGGGCCGGGCCCGCCCGCCUGCGCUGAGGGACAGCGGCAGCGCCGAGAGGCAGCGGGGCCGGCGGGGAACUGAGGGACAGCGGGAAGCCGAGAGACAGCGGGGCCAGCGGGGAGCCGAGGGCCAGCGGGAUGCGGCGCUGGGCGCUGGUGGCCGCGCUGGUGGCCGCGCUGUGCGGGCCCGCGGCGGGCGGCGGGCGGCGGCGGGCGGCCAGCCUGGGCGAGAUGCUGCGGGAGGUGGAGGCGCUGAUGGAGGACACGCAGCACAAGCUGCGCAACGCCGUGCAGGAGAUGGAAGCUGAAGAGGAAGGGGCAAGAAAGCUGUCAGAAGUCAGCUUUGAGGACUUGCCUCCCAACUACCAUAACGAGUCCAACACGGAAACCAGAGUGGGCAACAGAACUGUUCAGACCCAUCAAGAAAUUGAUAAGGUUACAGAUAACAAAACUGGAUCAACAGUUUUUUCUGAGACAGUUAUUACAUCCAUAAGAGAUGGAGAAAACAAAAGGAAUCAUGAGUGUAUCAUUGAUGAAGACUGUGAACCAGGGAAGUAUUGCCAGUUCUCCACCUUGGAAUACAAAUGUCAGCUCUGCAAGCCCCAGCACACACCCUGCUCACGGGAUGUGGAGUGCUGUGGGGAGCAGCUCUGCGUGUGGGGCCAGUGCAGGAGAUCCUCUUCCAGAGGGGAGAACGGCACCAUCUGUGAGACCCAGCACGACUGCAACCCUGGGACGUGCUGUGCUUUUCACAAAGAGCUUCUGUUUCCUGUGUGCACACCCUUACCUGAGGAAGGUGAGCCCUGCCAUGAUCCUUCAAACAGACUUCUCAACCUCAUCACCUGGGACCUGGAGCCCGAUGGAGUGCUGGAGCAGUGCCCCUGUGCCAGUGGCUUGAGCUGCCAGCCUCAGAGCCACAGCACUACAUCUGUGUGUCAGCUGUCUGCCAAUGAAACGCAGCGCACUGAAAAAGAAGAUCCCUUAGUCAUGGAUGAGAUGCCCUUUCUCAGCCUGAUCCCUCAAGAUCUCCUCUCUGAUUAUGAGGAGAGCAGUGUCAUCCAGGAAGUGCGCAGAGAAUUAGAAAGCCUGGAGGACCAAGCAGCAUCUUGCUUGUAUGAAUCCUGAACACACACUACUGGAUAGAAGUGCAAUAAAGAAGGUCUUCAAGGAGCAUUCUUCUCUGUGCACCAAACCUGCAUGUCCCUGUGGAAUUCAUGCUACUGUGGAAUUCAUUCAGUCCCUGCCUUCAAACCUUCUGCCAAAUGGGAACCAUAGGAGUGCUCCUCUGGAUUUGUACUUUCCUCUUGUAUGUCAGAAAUAAACUUCUUCGUACUUGUACUCAUUAAAAAAUACGCACAAGCAUAAAUCAUUUUAAGUUGCUAGUAACUAUAGAAGUGAUUAUUUUUACCAUCUUAAAAGGUCAUUGAUUUAAAAAAUCAAUAGCAAGCUAAGAGUAAAAUCUGACCCCCCAAACUCCCCAGCUACCAGCUGUCUCACCAGUUUGGUACCAUGGCUCCUCCACUAUUAAUGGUUUUCUGAUAGAUUUCACCAUCUGUUCUUGCACAUGGUUAAACAAGAUGUGAGGUUCCAGCCAAGGAACUUCUCAUGGUGCUUCUUCCCAAAUAAUCCCAAUUGCUCGUGUCUAGUUAGGAACAGCAGACCACCAAUAACAAGAGCAGGUGUAAGACUGUGCUACCAACCUGCACACCUUUCCCCACUUCUGGUGUAAGAAG
Molecule: messenger RNA, 1827 nt
Organism: Passer montanus (Eurasian tree sparrow)
Lineage: Eukaryota; Metazoa; Chordata; Aves; Passeriformes; Passeridae
Gene: DKK3
Product: dickkopf WNT signaling pathway inhibitor 3
Exons: 8
Coding region: 233-1219 (328 amino acids)
Biological process (GO): negative regulation of canonical Wnt signaling pathway; multicellular organism development
Cellular component (GO): extracellular region
Molecular function (GO): co-receptor binding; receptor antagonist activity
Source: RefSeq, a predicted model, not a curated record